Messenger RNA from Callorhinchus milii (elephant shark), 4464 nucleotides. It is a transcript of the gene hhipl2, whose product is annotated as HHIP-like 2. The transcript has 9 exons. The coding region runs from base 1 to 2523 and encodes 840 amino acids. The record is from RefSeq and is a predicted model, not a curated record. NCBI's taxonomy places the organism in Eukaryota, Metazoa, Chordata, Chondrichthyes, Chimaeriformes, Callorhinchidae.
AUGGUGCAGGUGGUGAUGACAGCCAACCUGGAUCUGCUUUUCUCCCAAGGUUUGAGGGUGUUUCUCACCAGCUCGAACUCCUGGACCAGCCGGAGUGAGCCAGAGCUCAGCAGCAUCUCCUUGGCUUGGCUGCUGGUGUUGGCAGCCCUUCUCCCCGUGCCUGAUGUCUCUGGGCACCCCCAGUGCUUGGAUUACAGACCCCCCUUCAAACCGGAUUCCCAGCUGGACUUUUGCUCCCAAUACGAUGCCAUCGGUUGCUGCGACCAGCAGAGAGAUGCGGAGGUGGCGGGGAGGUACCGGAGAGUGGUGGAAUGGCUUCACCUGAAUGGAACUGACCCAUGUGGAGUGUUUAUCAAAGAGAUUCUGUGUCAAGAGUGCUCCCCCUACGCGGCACACUUGUACGAUGCUGAGGAUCCUCUGACUCCCAUGAGGAAAAUUCCAGGCCUCUGCUUCAACUACUGCUCCGAGUUUCACCUGAAGUGCCCUUCGUGUAUCGGUGCGCUUACCGACAACAGGCGUGUCCGAGAGUCAUGCGAGGUGGACAAGGCCUCCUGCUGUAACCGGCUCCAGUUAUCCGAUCCUGACUACUGCUUCCCCAACGUUCUGCAGAACACAGACCUGAACCAGAACCUGGGCUCGGCCCUGGAGAACCGAGAGGGCUGCCUGCAGCUCUGCCUCCAAGAGGCGGCCAAUGGCUUGAGGAACCCUGUGCUCAUGAUCCACGCCAACGAUGACACCCACCGUUACUUCGUGGCCGAGCAGCUUGGCUUGGUGUGGGUCUAUCUGCCCGACCGCACCCGGCUCGCCGAGCCCUUCCUGGACCUAACGGGCCAAGUCCUGACCACCCCGUGGUUCGGGGACGAGCGAGGGUUCCUGGGGUUGGCCUUUCACCCGAACUUCAAGAAGAACGGCAAGUUCUACGUGUAUUAUUCUGUCCUGGUUGAAGGCGAGGUGGAAAUAAUCCGCGUAAGCGAAUUGAAGGUCUCAUCGCGUGACAUGAACAAGGCAGAUCCACGUUCAGAAAGGUAUCUUCUAGAGAUUGAGGAACCCGCAGCCAAUCAUAAUGGUGGGCAGAUCCUAUUUGGCUUUGAUGGUUUUCUCUACGUCUUCACCGGAGAUGGCGGGAAAGCUGGAGAUCCAUUUGGCAGAUUUGGAAACGCUCAAAAUAAGAGCGCUUUACUAGGAAAGGUUUUGCGAAUUGACGUUGACAGAACCGGUCCCGGUGGAAAGCCCUACCGCAUCCCGAGGGACAACCCUUUCGUGAACGUCCCAGAUGCUCGCCCAGAGGUCUAUGCUUACGGCGUGAGGAACAUGUGGCGCUGCUCUGUAGACAGGGGGGAUCCGGUCACGAAGCAAGGGAGGGGAAGACUGUUCUGUGGCGAUGUGGGUCAGAACAAAUAUGAGGAAGUUGACAUCAUUGUCAAAGGAGGAAACUACGGCUGGAGAGCCAAGGAAGGAUUCGAAUGCUAUGACAAGAAACUGUGCAAAAAUUCAUCAUUAGACGACAUACUUCCCAUUCAUGCCUACGGCCACAAGAUUGGAAAAUCUGUCACCGGUGGUUAUGUCUACAGAGGGUGUGAAUCGCCUAAUCUAAACGGCUUGUACAUUUUUGGAGAUUUCAUGAGUGGUCGAAUUAUGGCAUUACAGGAAGACAUAAGGACAGGGAUGUGGAAGAAACAAGAUAUUUGCAUGGGGGAUUACCAAACCUGUUUGUUUCCAGGACUCAUUAACCAGCAUUUUAAGUUUAUCAUCUCCUUUGCUGAAGAUGAAGCAGGGGAGCUGUACUUCUUGGCUACUUCCUUUCCAAGUGCGUACUCCUCACAAGGGAUGAUCUACAAACUCAUUGAUCCUUCCAGGACGGCUGCUCCAGGGAAGUGUAAACACAAACCAGUGCCAGUCGAGGUCAAAAGCAAACGCAUUCCAUUUGUGGCCCAAGAAAAGACUCUCACGGAAAUAAGUGCUGCAGUUCCUGCCUCCACUGUUCCUUCGAGAAAGAGACUGAAGACCACAAAACGGCCACCAGCCACGACUGUUGGAAGUACAGCUCGGCCUUCAGACACAGCAAUGGUGAGACCCACCAGGAAAAGCUCUCGUAAAAAGCCAGUGACUCCCAAACCUUCAGGUCAGACCGUCAAACCUCCCGUUAAAAGACCCACGGCACGAAAAAGCACAGCAGCGAAAUCGCGGAGGAUAAUUCCAUGGAGUCCGACCUCUGACACUUCGUUAGCCAGUCCAACCCAGGGACGUCAUCCGUCUCGAGGCAAGCAAGUGACCAGGUCCAAAUCUCACAGGGUAUCUAGAAAGAAGAGGCCAAAGAGCAAAUCGAAGGCCAAGCCAACGCGAGACAGAGCGGGCUACAAAAGGUUGACACCGUCUGCCCGGCCAAGGAAGGAAAACAUUUCACAAUCUGCAAAGGGAAGGCAGCCAAAGCCCGUUCCUAAGAAGACAGCAGCGAAAGCAAUCAAGGUGGUGAAACGCUCUCGGCACAAACGUGUGAAAACUGGGAAAGCACCGAGGAAUUGACUCCUGUCUUAAAAAAAAAAAGAAAAAAAAAAAGAGAAAACGUCAGCAGGUUAAACAGACCCAAAACAUUAUUUGUUGUACGCUGGCCGGAACACACUCUGUACACACAAGCAACUGGAUGAUUCAGCUGAUAUUUCGCCACUGAGGCACGCGAGUAUGAUGAUCGAGUUCCGCAAAUCCAAACGAGAGGGUCAAAAGAGCUUACAAGCACCGAGCCACGUUCCUCACAGCGAGUAUCUCAUCUCGUGAGCUGAGAGACCAGCUCUUUGCAGAGGUUCACUUCAUCUCGAGAGCUGGAAGGCCUCUUCUUCGCGGAAACUGAUGAUAAUACCGUGCCCAAUUCCCGCCAUUCCCCACUUUUAACGGUAGCGCAACACUGGGAUGAUACAAUUUCCCGCUCCCUUGCGGUGAGGAACAACCUAAUUCUUAGUAUCUGUUUAGUUUCGCUCCCGGGCAUCGGAGGUCAAUGCGCAGAUGCAACUCCAGGUCCAAUUACUCUUAGCAAAGCAACACUAGGUGCACCGGUAUUCAGGCUCACACUUUGAGAAGAUCUCCCGUCACAUUGCUGUUACAAACACAGCAAUCUUGUGGUUUAAGUUCCACCAUAUGGUGGAGAUUCCCGCUUACGAAAACGGGCAAAAUGCCAGGAAAAUAAUUCCCGUUGUAAGGAACUUACAGCAGGUUAAACAGAACUGAAGCAUUAUUUGCUGGACACCCACUGGAAUGACACUCCGUACACACAAGCAAUUGAGUUGGUAUUUAGCCCAUUACAACACGACACAAUUGCCACCAGCCACGACGGUUGGAAGUGCAGCUCAGCCUUCAGCCAUCAGCGAUGGUGAGACCCACCAGGCAAAGCUACCUACCAUAAAAAGCCAGUGACUCCCAAACCUUCACCUCAGACCAUCAAACCUCCCGUUUAAAAAAAAAUACACCCAGUGCACGAAAAGGCACAGCAGCAAAAUCGCGGAGGAUAAUUCGAGUCUCGAGGCAAGCAAGUGAACAGGCCCCAAAUCUCACACGGCAUCUAAAAAGAAGAGGCCAAAAGAGCAAAUUGAAGGCCAAGCCAACGCUAAAUUAAACAAAAGUCCACACCAACCGCUCGGCCAAGGAAGAAAACCCCUUCCACAAUCUACAAAGGGAAAGAAUCCAACGCAGGCAAAGCCCUUUUCUAAGAAGACAGGAGCGCAAGCAAUUAAGGAAGCGAAAUGCUCUCGGGCACAAGCGUGUGAAAGCUGGGAAAGGUUAAACGGUCCUGAGGCAUUAUUUGUCAUACACUGACUGGAACACACUCUGUACACACCAGCAAACCGGAUGAUUCAGCUGAUAUUUUGCCAACAUGGCACAGGGGUACGAUGAGCGAGUCCGCAAAUCCAACCAGGAGGGAUCGAAAGAGACGGGCUGUGAGGCAGCAAACUACUUCCGCGGCAUCUUCAAAAGCACGGAAAUAAUCCAGCGCUCGAUCUUCAUUCGCCGUCGGCGUGCAGAAUAGUAAACACAUUCGAUCAGGCCCUUGUCUAGGUAGAUAGUUCCUGAGGUUCCAGUUAAGCCAAAUAAAUGGUAAAGAAAGCUUAAAAAAAAGAAAAUCCUCCUUGCUUUACUCUCAAGAAGUAACGCAAUCAGACAAAAUCCAGGCACAAGGGACAUUAGUUUCUGGCUGCAGUAAAGGUACGAACAAUCUCAGGGAAAACAAAUUCAUAAGACGAGCACUAAAUCUCAAUAAGAUGAACUGCAAGGCUCAGGGUCCCCAGGAGUUCGACAGCACAACAAUAAAGUCACUCUCGUUUAACAGGACAAGAGUGCUUUGUCACUGAGGCGUGUUCGCGUAAGGUUUUGGGCUGCUCUAACUGCAGUUCGAAAGGCGAGGCUGGCCCUACAGGCUCUCGGGUGAUCACUGGAAUUUAACGAUGGCACGAAAAUAAAGCGUCAAUACAGAAAGAC